Messenger RNA from Colletotrichum chrysophilum, 1140 nucleotides. RefSeq lists its product as uncharacterized. The transcript has 7 exons. The record is from RefSeq and is a predicted model, not a curated record. Bases 1 to 1140 code for a protein of 379 amino acids. Lineage: Eukaryota; Fungi; Ascomycota; Sordariomycetes; Glomerellales; Glomerellaceae.
AUGGCCGCCUUUCGGUUUCUCGUCCUGCUGGCCUGUUUCCUCGGCCUGAGCAGCUACGUCGCUGCCGCCGACCUGUCAUACAACGGAAUCCCUCCAUGCGCGAUAUCCUGCAUUCUUCAAGAGAUCGGGGCAGGGCACUCGACAUGUGCCCUCACGAACCAGACAUGCAUGUGUAACGACAAGGUUCUCGCUGGGUACGUGCAGACUUGCGUCAUGGCAAACUGCACAGUCAAAGAGAUGCUGGUCGCCCAGAACCAGUCGCUCGCAGCUUGUGGUGUGCCUCCGGCCCAACAAGACACUGUUAUGCAGUGGUUCAGAGCUCUUCUCUUCGGCCUUCCAACGUUCUUCAUCAUCGUACGAAUCACGAAUAAGUACAUGAAGCUGUCGCCAUGGGGCUGGGACGACACGACCUGUCUUGUCGCAUAUGGUGUUCUUGCAGCCUUCUUACCAGCAGCCUAUCUUGCUGAGGAGACAGGCGCUGGACGAGACAUUUGGAGUCUUACUCCCGAGCAAAUCACGUACUUCUUGGUGCUCUUCUAUGUCUUUGGGAUGCUCUACCUGACCGCUCUUGCCUUCGUCAAAGCAUCGAUUCUCUUUCUCUAUCUACGCAUCUUCCCGGACGAAAAAUUCCGACGAGUACUCUGGUGCACGCAAAUGUUCAACCUGCUCCUCCUCAUCGCGUUCGUUGGAGGCACUGUUGGGUCGUGCCAACCUAUUCACUACUUUUGGGAUGGAUGGACCGGGGAGAUGAAGGGCCAAUGCAUCAACCUGAACGCCUUUGCCAUGUGCCACGGCGCUCUCAACGUUGCCUUGGACGUCUGGAUGCUCGUUCUACCCGCAACCCAGGUCUAUGAUCUGAGGAUGCCGCUCAUGCGAAAACUUGGAGUGAUGCUCAUGUUCGGCGUUGGGGUAUUUCCCCCCGAGCGAGCACGGGUUGUGUCCUACGAGGAAGCAUCAAUAGCCCAUUUGGUCGGAGACUUUAGGAAUAUCGACCUCAACGACCUCCCGUUAGAGCCAGAUACACCAAGCACACCGAAAACACCGAAGAGUCGAAUCGAGUUCAAGGAGGAGCCUUGUUCUGGCAGCUCAAGGGGCAACGACAGCACGAGAAGCAUGUUGAAGAUGAAAGAAGAGGCAUGA